AUGGCGGCGCCCGCGACCAAGGCCACCAGGGGCGUUGGCCACGGCAACGGCCGGAGGGGUCGCGGCCACGGCGAGGUCGGCCGGGCUGUGAGCGGCGACGGCGAGGUGACCGAGCGGCGGGCGGGGCCGGCAGCGAGCCGGCGCGGGCGCCGGACGGGCAGGGGGCGAGGCCGGGUGCGUGGGUGCGGGCAAACCCGCCUGGGCGACGGGAGCCCGCCAGAAGGGCACGACGGCACCGGUGGGCGCCGACCACGGCGGCAGCAGUGGCGCGCGGUGCGGCAGCCAGCGGCAGGAGGCGAGGGCAGGCGUGUGGGGCUGCAGAGGAAGAGGCGGGCGAGCGCGGACGGCGCCGGCGGAGGGGCACAGCCAGCAGGCACGGGCGUGGACGGGGGAAGGCGACGCGAGCGGCCGGUGGGGUACGACGUGCGCGGGCUUACGCAGAGGCGCGACCAAGGCGCGUCGAGCAUGGCGGCAGCACGGCAGGGGCGCGGUGAGCUUAGCUCCGGCCACAACGGGGGGAGCUGGGGAGGGGCUGCGGGCGUGAGGGAGAAGAGGGCGGCGGGCGCGGCAGCGGGUGGUCGGUGGAGCGGGAGGCUGCGGCUGUGCGGGGCUGCGCGGUGGAGGAAGUCUAGGCGCGGCCAGGGCGCUCCCGUGGUCACCAGCCAGUGCAGCGGGGAGCGGGGUGAGGCCAGGGCGAGGCGCGGUGGGACGAGCAAGGCGAGUCUGUGGCGACUAGAUCGAGUAACAGGGAGAGAGGGGAAACGGAGGAGGGGCCGCGCGGCUCACCGGGAGCCCAUAGUUGUGCAAAGCGUGCUCGAGGGAGGCUCGGUGUGGCCGGUUGUGGAGAGCGACGACGGCGAUGGCGACAGUGAGGACGACAGCGAUGGGUGCCCUCGGGCGCCAAAGGCGACGACGGCGAACGGGGCCGAGGGGGCGGAUCCAAGGAGAGAGGGAGGAGUAGCUAGGGUUCGCGCCGGGGAGGGGCACCGGCCUUAUUUGUAG
Molecule: messenger RNA, 1002 nt
Organism: Aegilops tauschii subsp. strangulata
Lineage: Eukaryota; Viridiplantae; Streptophyta; Magnoliopsida; Poales; Poaceae
Source: RefSeq, a predicted model, not a curated record